Molecule: messenger RNA, 15025 nt
Organism: Penaeus monodon (black tiger shrimp)
Lineage: Eukaryota; Metazoa; Arthropoda; Malacostraca; Decapoda; Penaeidae
Product: titin-like
Exons: 77
Coding region: 181-15000 (4939 amino acids)
Biological process (GO): axon guidance; dendrite self-avoidance; homophilic cell-cell adhesion
Cellular component (GO): plasma membrane; axon
Molecular function (GO): cell-cell adhesion mediator activity
Source: RefSeq, a predicted model, not a curated record
CCUCCAGCUGUGUGUGAUGAGAGCGGCCCCGUCAUUGUAGAAGAACCAGGCAACCGCGUAGACUUCAGCAACUCAACUGGCGCCAAUAUCCACUGCUCUGUUCGAGGACGACCCGCCCCCUCCGUCGUUUGGGUUCGCGCUGACAAUGGCUCCGCUAUCGGUGUUGUUCCUGGCCUUAGGAUGGUUCUCUCCAAUGGCACCCUGAUCUUCCCCCCCUUCCGCGCCGAGGACUACCGUCAGGAAGUGCACGCCCAGGUCUACCGCUGCCAGGCCUCCAACUCCCACGGCACCGUUCACUCCCGCGACGUCCACGUGAGGGCAGUGGUGUCCCAGUUCUACCAGACGGAGGUGAACAACGAGCACGUCAUCAGGGGUAACUCGGCCAUCAUUAAGUGCGUGAUUCCGUCCUUCGUGGCCGACUUUGUCUCGGUGGCGUCCUGGGUCACGGACGACGGCCAGACCUUCGUGCCGCAGCACAAGGGCUAUGACGGCAAGUACUUGGUCCUUCCCUCCGGCGAACUACACAUCCGCUCCGUCAGCUCCGAAGACGGUUUCAAGAGCUACAAGUGCCGCACCGUGCAUCGCCUCACCCAGGAAACCCGCCUCUCCGCUACCGCUGGACGUCUUGUGAUCUCCGAUCCCAUGGGAAGCUCAGCGCCCAAACUAGUCGUUGCGAAAGGCACAAUAAACGCCGUAACAGUGGCUGCGGACACUCCCAACGCACUGUUCUGCGACGCCCAGGCUCAUCCGACUCCGAAAUUCAGGUGGUUCAAGGUUUCCGAAGGAGGACGCAAGGCAGCUGUGGAACUCGGCGACCGCGUGAAGCAAGUGGGAGGAACCCUCAUCAUCCGUGAAGCCAAAGUGGAGGACUCUGGCAAAUACCUGUGCGUCGUCAACAACUCUGUCGGAGGCGAGAGCGUCGAGACUGUGCUCACUGUCACCGCUCCCUUAAGUGCCCAAGUUGAACCCAAGGUUCAGACCGUUGAAUUUGGACGCCCAGCAACCUUUACCUGCACCUACCGAGGCAACCCUGUUAAGUCUGUUACUUGGCUCAAGGAUGGAAUUCCACUUAACCACAAGGAAGCUGUUCUUCGCAUUGACACCGUUGGUCGUGAGGACAAAGGGAUGUACCAAUGUUUUGUUAGGAAUGACCAGGAAUCAGCACAAGGAACUGCUGAACUCAAACUUGGAGGACGUUUUGAACCACCACAGCUGAUCUACACCUUCCAGACCAACACUCUCCAACCCGGACCAGCAGUAUUCCUUAAGUGUGUCGCAGCAGGCAAUCCUACCCCUGAGAUCACCUGGGAACUCGACGGAACUCGCCUCGCUAACUCUGAACGUAUGCAAGUUGGACAGUAUGUUACCGUGAAUGGCGAAGUGGUCUCCCACUUGAACAUCUCUGCAGUUCACACAAAUGAUGGAGGCCUCUAUGCAUGUGUUGCUUCUUCCACCGUUGGCUCAGUCCGUCAUGCUGCCAGGCUUAACGUCUAUGGAUUGCCCUACAUCAGGCCUAUGGAUAAGGCUGCAGUGGUUGCUGGAGAAAACAUGGUUGUACACUGCCCCGUUGCUGGAUAUCCCAUUGACUCUAUUGUUUGGGAAAAGAAUGGUCGCAUGCUGCCCAUCAACCGCCGCCAGAAGACAUUCCCCAAUGGCACCCUCAUUGUUGAAGCUGUCCAACGCUCCACUGACCAAGGAAGAUACACCUGUGUUGCCCGUAACAGCCAGGCUUACACUGCCCGUGGAGAUCUUGAUGUACAGGUCAUGGAACCCCCUCAGAUCCACCCAUUAGUGGUUGCUGGCAUACCUGUAAUAGGGAAGGAGCUUUUGAUCCCCUGCUACGUUGUGGGUGGAGAUUCUCCUCUUGACAUGGUAUGGCAAAAGGAUGGCCGGCCCAUCUCACCUGAGAGAUUGGACACCAAUCCACCCGACCCUUGGCACUCGCCUGGGGAUCGCCAGGAACGUAGCCAAACUCUUGAGGAGUCUUGUGAACUGCUCACUAGUGCUCAUAAUGAGUCUGAGCUUGGUGGUGGUGAUGAACUGAAUAUGUUCAGUGCAAACAUUGGCAUGGACCCUCGCUUGGCAGUGCACCAACGGGGUGAUCGGUACUUAGUGCUGAGAUUCAGUGCACUUUGCCCACAUCACUCUGGGAACUAUACUUGUGAGGCUUCCAACAUGGCGGGUACUGUUGGCUACACAGUCCCUUUGGAUGUUUUGGGUAAUUUCUUGCAGUUAUAUGUAUAUGAAUAUAUACAACCUCCUCAGAUCCUUCCUAUAAGUCCAGAAUCAGAGGUAUUUGAGGGUUACAUCUUCCAAAUAACCUGUGUGGCCCAGUCUGAUCCUCCACCCACCAUCACUUGGCUCAAAGAUGACACACUGCUCUCUGAUGCAAGUGUGACUGUCAGUUAUCCCUCACCCAUGAUGUCACUCCUCAUCAUCCCUCAGUCCCAGCCCAAGCACGCGGGAGAAUACUCGUGUGUGGCUGCCAACCCCGCUGGCCAAGUCAAGAAGACAGUUAAACUUAGAGUCAAAGACCUUCCUCGUAUUAUACCACUCAUGGAUAAUCUUCAAGUUCUGGAGGGUGACACCUUCCAACAGUCAUGUAUUGCCCAGUCGUCCCCACCUCCAUCGUUAGUGUGGCUCAAAGAUGGCCAGCUCAUUAUGGACCCAACGGUGUCUGUCUCAUCUCCAACACCUACAAUGGCCAUCAUUGUAAUUCUUCAGGUGAAACAAGCUCACUCUGGGAGCUACACCUGUGUGGCUUCCAACCAGGCUGGGAAAGUAGAGGAGACAAUCAUGCUACGUGUUGAGGUCAAACCAGAAAUCCUGCCUUUUUCAUUCCCUGAUGAGGUGGAAUCAGGAAAGCUCUUGCAAAUAUCGUGUUUGGUCACGGAAGGAGACGAGCCAAUCAGACUUCAGUGGUAUAAAGACAGUCAGCUUGUGGCUUCAGAUCAUGAAACCAUCAUUAAUAAUUUGACACCUAAAGUCAGUAACCUUCUGCUACCCAGUGUUAACUCACAGAGCGCUGGCUUGUACACAUGUAGGGCAAGCAACAUGGUUGGCUCAACUGAAGUUUCCUCACUUCUCAAAGUUCAAGGUGGAGGUUUCCCAUUUUGCUUGCCAGAUUUCUCUGGAAUAGGUUGCUUUGUUUGCUUGUUUCUGUCCCACCAUAUCCUUCAUUUACUGACAGAAGCUGUAGGAUCCAAGCAAGUGACAUAUGGCAGGAAGCUAGGAGAAUAUAAGUUGGUUGCUGAUAUAUGUGAGCAGAUAGAAAGGCUAAACAUUUUGCCUUUCAAGCCAGAAAUUCUACCAUUUGCAUUCCCUGAUGAGGUGGCAUCAGGCACACCUUUGCAAAUAUCCUGUCUGGUCCUGGUUGGGGAUGAACCUAUCACACUUCAGUGGUUUAAGGACAAUCAGCUCAUGCAUUCAGAUCAUGAAACCAUCAUCAGUCAUCUGACACCUAAAGUGAGCAGCAUUCUGCUCCCCAGUGUUGCCUCACAUAGUGCUGGCUUGUAUACAUGUAGAGCAAGCAACAUGGUGGGCUCCACUCAGGUCUCUUCGCAGUUAAAAGUUCAAGGUGGAGUUUUUCUUUGGUGCAGUGUUGAUGAAGCUAUUUUUGCACCAGAAAUUCAGCCAUUCUGGUUUCCUGAUGAUGUUAAGGAAGGCCAGCUCAUCCAGAUCAUGUGCACAGCAAUGGGAGAUGAGCCUUUAACUCUUCAGUGGUAUAAAGAUGACCUUCCCCUAAUGUCCUCUUCAAAAUUCAUGAUCAACCAACUUGAUUCAUCAAUUAGUAAUUUGAUAAUGAGAGGAGUGACAUCAGAGCACUCAGGAAAGUACACAUGUGCUGCAUUUAAUCCUGUUGGACAGUCAAAACUUGAGAAGAAGCUGCAAGUAAAGGAUGAUGUCUCAGAAGUAGCCAAUUCAAAACAUUUCAUUGCAAAGAAAAUCAGUUCAUUAGCACUAACAUUCCAUAAUCAAAACCAUACUUAUUCUCUAGAUUACUAUUCUCCUCGCCCAUUUCAUAUCUUGAGACUUGGGAAAGAUUCACUUUAUAAAGAAAACGUCAUAUUCCCUCCAGAGAUCUUGCCAUUCAGUUUCCCUGAAGAAGUAAAAGAGGGUCAGCUGAUCCAAGUGUCUUGCGCUGUCACUGUUGGCGAUGACCCAGUCACUCUGCGGUGGUAUAAGGAUGGCAGGGAGCUUGUGUCAUCUCCAGAUUUCCGGAUAACUAAUGUGGAGUCCAGGCUAUCCUUACUAUUACUAAGGAGUGUUGGGGGUGAACAUAGAGGAUCCUAUAGUUGUCAUGCCUUUAAUGCUGUUGGAAGUGCAAAGUUCACUGCAUUACUGAAUGUUAAAGUUGAACCCCAAAUCCUGCCAUUUGCAUUUCCUGAGGAAGUUGAAGAAGGACAGCUGAUCCAAGUGUCAUGUGCAGUAACAAAGGGAGAUGACCCACUUACUGUGCAGUGGUACAAGGAUGGCUCACCACUGUCUUCAUCACCAAAUUUCAUGAUCAAUAAUGUUGCCCCAAAGCUGUCAAUCCUAUUGCUUAGUAGCGCAAAUGCAGACCAUACUGGUACCUAUUCCUGCCUAGCAUUUAAUCCAGUAGGCACAGCCGAAUCUUCAGCAAGUCUGAAAGUCAAGGUUGAACCCCAAAUUCUUCCAUUCGCCUUCCCUGAGGAAGUCGAAGCAGAGCAGUUAGUUCAGGUGUCAUGUGCUGUCAGCAAAGGGGAUGAUCCCAUAACGCUUCAGUGGUACAAGGAUGGACUACCUCUUGUGCCAUCAGCAAACUUCAUGAUCAAUAAUGUUGCUUCCAAAUUAUCCCUCCUCUUACUGAGCAGUGUUGAUGCCGAGCACAGUGGCAUAUACACAUGCCUUGCUUUUAACCCUGUUGGGACAGCAGAAGCAUCUGCAACCCUUAAAGUCAAGGUGGGUCCACAUAUUGAGCCUUUCACCUUCCGUGAUGAUGUGGAGGCAGACCAGUUGGUUCAGGUCUCUUGUGCAGUUGGAAUGGGGGAUGAACCCAUUACCCUUCAUUGGUACAAAGAUGGAACACCACUUGCAUCCUCCUCUGACUAUAUAAUUAACAAUGUAGACACAAAACUUAGUGUCUUAUUGCUAAGAAGAGUCAGUGACCAGCACAGAGGCACAUACACUUGUGUGGCUAUUAACCCUGUGGGUAGAACUGAAUUCUCUGCUCACCUCAACGUAAAGGAGCGUCCGGAAAUACUUCCGUUUUUAUUUCCCACUGAGGUGAAAGAAGGACAACCUCUUCAGGUUGGGUGUACCAUCCUGACAGGUGAUGAACCAAUUAGCAUCCAGUGGUAUAAAGAUGGCCAUCCUCUUGUAUCAUCACCUAAGUUUAUGAUAAACAAAGUCACACCACGGAUGACUUUACUGGUCCUACAGGAUGCAAGUUCUGAACACACUGGGACAUAUAUGUGCAAAGCAUUUAACCCUGUCGGUCAAGCCGAGUUCUCAGCAACUCUUGAAGUGAUGGCUGGGCCAGAUAUACUGCCAUUCGUAUUUCCAAAAGAAGUUGAAGAGGGUCAGCUGAUCCAGAUAUCAUGUGCAGUGACAAAGGGCGAUGAACCUCUCACUAUUAAAUGGUACAAGGAUAGUGGUGAAAUCUCUUCAUCAUCAGACUUCUUGAUAAAUAACAUGGACUCGAAACUCUCUAUUUUGUUGCUGAGACGUGUGACAGCAAAACAUACGGGGACUUACACUUGUGAGGCAUACAAUCCUGCUGGCAGUGCCAAGUUUUCUGCUCAGCUCAAUGUCAAGGAGCGGCCAGAUAUCCUUCCAUUCUCAUUUCCAUCUGAGGUGAAUGAAGGACAGCCUCUCCAGGUCCCUUGUACAGUCAUGAAAGGAGAUGAACCCAUCACACUCCAGUGGUACAAAGAUGAUGUUCCUCUCAUAUCCUCAUCGAAGUUCAUGAUAAAUACCAUUACCUCAAAGAUGAGCAUGCUGAUUCUUCAGGAUGCAGGUUCUGAACAUUCAGGAACAUACUCAUGCAAAGCAUUCAAUCCUGUUGGUCAGGCAACUUUUACAACAACCUUGGAAGUAAUGGAGAAACCAGAAAUUUUACCUUUUACGUUUCCAACGGAGGUCCAAGAAGGACAACUACUUCAAGUGACGUGCACAGUGACAACAGGGGACGAGCCAGUAACACUACAAUGGUACAAGGAUGAUAUGCCCCUUAUGUCAUCUCCCAAAUUUAUGAUCAACAAGGUCGACUCUAAAAUGAGUUUUUUGAUUCUUCGUGCUGUUAGUAUGGAGCACACUGGAACAUACACCUGUCUUGCCUUUAAUCCUGUUGGUCAACAACGAUCGUCUGCUGAACUCUGGGUUAAGGAUCAUACUCCUAUGAUGAUUAUCAGUGGCUUCAUGCCUGCAUCAUGUAACUUCUGUGGCAGGAGAACAUUCCCUGUGACAGAAAUCUUCAUGCCUCCUCUACUUUCUUUCCAGGAAAUCAUUCAUAAAGUUCAUUUGCAUUUCAGUUUCUUUGUGGCUCAUUCUAUAAUAUCUCAUCUUCUGUUUAAGCAAGUACUUGCUUAUAUCUGCCAUUUUUUGUUGAAACAGAAAAUGGCUUAUGCUCUUGCCAGUGUCAAGAGUUCAUGGGUAUCUUUACAUUCCAACACCAUUAUACUCACCAUGUAUCAGCCAGUAAUGUCAUCUGAUAAGGUACUGUAUUGCCUAAGUGACCUAGAUGUUACUCUCUCUCUAUCAUCAACUUUCACAAGUGCUGUCUCCCCUGCAGCAAAGCCAGUGAUCAUGCCUUUCGUAGUUCCUCCUGAGAACUUUGAAGGAGAAUCCAUCCAGAUGAUGUGCACUCUCCUCUCGGGGGAUGAUCCUGUAAUGAUAUACUGGCUAAAGGAUAAGAUCAGCUUGACAGGAAACAGUGAAGAAGGAAUCACUUUAACACAUGUGAACUCCAGGACGUCCAUGCUUGCCAUCCCACAUUUGGGAAAACAACAUUCUGGAAACUAUACUUGCAUGGCUUCCAACCGUGCGGGCCAGUCGAACCACAGCGUUUCUCUCAAUGUUCUUGUCCCACCACGCAUCAUCCCCUUCCACUUUGAGGAACACAUACGAGCGGGAAGUUUAGUGCAAGUGAUCUGUGUAGUUGGGGAAGGAGACCCCCCUAUUGACAUUCGUUGGACUCUCCAUGGGGAGGAGGUACGCCCCAAGCUUGGCAUCUUCACCCAACGAGUUGGCGAGAGGACCUCAAUUUUGAGCAUCGACAGGGUGGGCUCAGAACAUCGAGGUUCUUACACCUGCAUCGCCAAUAACCAUGCUGGCAGGACUAACCACACAGACACUCUCUGGGUUAAUGGUAUGAGUGCUCUGCCAGUGCUGUAUAAUUCUGUGGCUACAAAACUUGGCCACAUUAAAUGCCUGUUCCCUGAAUAUGCUGUUAUGUUUAUAUUUCAGCUCGUGGAUACUGAAGAUGUAUAUUCAAAUCACAGCUACUCUGAUCCCCAACAGAUGAUUGUGUAUGUGAUCUGUGUAAUACUACCCAAGUGUGGUGAGAUCCCAAAAGAUGUAGGCUUUAGCUUCGAGUAUGGCUGUGCUGUUGUUAGACUUUGUAUUCUAGAGCCACCUCAGAUCAGACCCUUUAGUUUCGAGCCUGAACUCCUCUCUGGCUUUGACACUCAGCUAACGUGCUAUGUCAUUCAGGGGGACCCACCCCUGCAUAUUGCAUGGUACUUUCAUGGUCAAGAGGUCUCUCAUACAAUGGGUGUCAGUACAAUGAAACUAGGGUCUAAAUCUAGUAUUCUGAGCAUUGAGCAUGUGACUCAUGGCCAUUCGGGAGAUUACACAUGUGUAGCAGCCAACCCUGCUGGUGAAGACCGCUACACAGCACGUCUUGUGGUUCAUGGUAAGUUGUCCCCACCUAUAUUAGUAGAACUUAUGCAAAGCCAACAGGACAGUAACAGGGAUGUGCCCAUUGCAGAGCUUCCGGAAAUUAGCCCCCUCAGCUUUGAUAGUGACAUAGAAGCUGGACGCGAAGUUCAGCUUCUUUGCUACGUGCCCAAAGGAGACCUACCAAUCAGUUUCCACUGGUAUUUCAAUGGGCAGCAAAUGACUCUGAGGAGUGACAUAAAUACUGUAAAGUUAGGCAGCAGAUCGAGUGUUCUCACCAUAAUGGAGACAGAUCACUCAUACUCAGGGAUGUACACUUGUGCUGCCUCCAAUGCUGUGGGGAUGCACAAGUCCUCAGCAUCUCUCGUGGUUCAUGGUAGUCACAAGACUAAUUUGUAUGAUCAAUGGUAUUUCCACGGUCAAGAAGUUUCUCAUCAUAUGGGUGUCACCACAGUAAAAUUGGGUUCCCGGUCAAGUAUCCUGUCAAUUGAACAUGUAACCCAUGGCCACUCUGGUGUUUACACUUGUGUGGCGUCAAAUGCAGCAGGGGAAGACCGGUUUGGAGCUUCCUUGACUGUCCAUGAGCCACCUUUAAUCAUGCCCAUGACUUUUGGUGACUUUGAGGUAUACGAGGGUGAUUCGGUCCAGGCGAGUUGCAUGGCACGCAAAGGUGAUGUGCCCAUGACGUUCCUUUGGCGCUUCAGAGGUGCCAUGGUGAAUCCGUCACCAGAGAUACGAAUUGUGAGUCUUGGAGCGCGGAACAGCCUCCUCUCCAUCAGUGGUGUGGAUGCCCGGCACCAAGGAAUAUAUAUCUGUGAAGUUACAAAUGCUGCUGGAACAGCUCAAUAUGCUACAGAACUUAGGGUUAAUGAACCACCUCAGCUUUUACCAAUAGACUUUGGUUCUGAUACAUUUUAUGAAGGAGAUCUGGCCCAAGCCAACUGUGUUCUUCGUAAAGGAGACUUACCAGUGACUUUUGAAUGGAUUUUUAAUUCCAAAUUACUUGAGGCUUCUGAUAGUGUGGAAGUUCUGAAUAUUGGAGAGAGAACAAGUCUCUUAACAAUAAAUCCAGUCCGUGGUCAACAUCAAGGAAACUUUACCUGUUUAGCUACAAAUGCUGCUGGAGUAGCCCAAAUGGGAGCAACUAUAAUUGUUAAUGAACCUCCUCAAGUAACACCUAUAGACUUUGGGGAACCUACCUUCUUUGAGGGAGAUUUAGCUCAGGCUACAUGUGUGCUCCGUAAAGGGGAUCUGCCAGUCAUCUUCUCAUGGAUGUUUAAUGGGGUAGAACUGAGCCAGACAGAUGAAAUACAAGUUCUUAAAGUUGGUCGUAGGACCAGCAUCUUGAUUCUUGACCCAGUCCAGGCACAUCACCAAGGAACGUAUACCUGUCGAACAGUCAAUGAGGCAGGCACAGCAGAAGUAGAGGCAGAGCUCAUUGUCAAUGAACCACCUCAGCUAUUACCUAUAGAAUUUGGUUCUGAAGCAUUUUAUGAGGGUGACAUGGCCCAAGCCAACUGUAGGCUGCGUAAGGGUGACCGCCCAGUAACAUUUAGUUGGUUAUACAAUGGGAUACUACUGGUGAACACAGAUGACACUUACAUUGACCAUAUGGGCAGCAGGACGAGCAUUCUGACUCUUGACCCAGUGCGAGCACACCAUCAGGGCAACUACAGCUGUAGGGCUGUUAAUAAGGCUGGAUUUACCCAAGUAGACACAACUAUAAUUGUCAAUGAACCUCCUCAGAUAAUACCAAUAGACUUCGGAUCUCAGGCAUUUUACGAGGGAGACUUGGCACAAGUCAAUUGUGUACUACGUAAAGGUGACCCUCCUUUAACCAUCAAGUGGCUACUCAAUGGUGUAGAACUUGUCACCACAGAUGCAAUACAGAUUCUUAACGUGGGCAGCAGGACCAGUAUCCUGACAAUAGAUCCUGUGGGUGCACAACACCAGGGUGUCUACUCUUGUUUUGCUGAAAAUGACGCUGGAACUGCUGAAGUAGAGGCAGAAAUGAUUGUCAAUGAACCUCCUCAAAUCUUACCUAUAGACUUUGAAGCAGAAGCCUUUUAUGAAGGUGAUCUGGCACAAGCAAAUUGUGUACUUCGGAAAGGCGACCGUCCUGUGGCAUUUGUUUGGAAAUUUAAUGGGUUAGAAAUUUUUAACUCAGAUGACACAACUAUUGUUAGUGUUGGCAGCAGAACAAGUAUCUUGACACUAGAUCCUGUACGAGCCCAUCAUCAGGGCAACUACAGCUGUACUGCCAUUAAUGCAGCAGGGGAAGCUGAAGUCACCGUCUCUCUAACUGUCAAUGAACGCCCUCAUUUAAUACCAAUAGACUUUGGUGAGUCGGUUUUUUAUGAGGGAGAUUUUGCUCAAGCCAACUGUGUUCUGCAAAAGGGUGAUCAGCCCAUUAAGUUCUCUUGGAUCUUCAAUGGGGUCACACUGGAAUCGAGCAGUGAAAUACAGAUUGACUACAUAGGGCGGUCCAGCAUCCUUACCUUAGAUCCAGUUCGAGGGGUACAUCAGGGGACUUAUACAUGUGUGGCUUCAAACCCUGCAGGGGAAGAGCAAAUGUCUGCCAACCUAACUGUCAAUGAGCCACCUCAACUUAUGCCCAUCGACUUUGGAGAGUCAUUGCUUUAUGAGGGCCACUUUGCACAAGCGCACUGCAUCGUCCAGAAAGGAAACAGACCAAUAACAUUCCAGUGGUUAUUUAAUGGAAAAGAACUUGAAAUAUCACAAGAUAUGGAGGUGUUAAAUGUGGGAAAGCGAUCAAGUGUUCUCACCUUAGAUCCCGUGCGACUCCAAUAUCAAGGAACCUACACCUGUUUAGCUUUCAACAAAGUAGGCUCUGCGCAUGCCUCAGCAGAACUUAUUGUCAAUGGACAUACCCCUGGUGACUAUCGCGAUCUUGAUGUAAACAACCCCAAUAUUAAAGUUACUGAUGAUGGAACUCUUCAUAUCAGCAGUAUUCAGAAAUCUCAUGAAGGAUAUUACUUGUGUGAAGCUAACAAUGGAAUUGGUGCUGGACUGUCUACUGUUAUCUACGUUAGGGUCCAAGCUCCCCCACAAUUCAAGAUUCAGUACCGCAAUCAGACAGCACGACAUGGAGAUGAUGCUGUCUUGGAAUGUGAGGCUGGAGGAGAAACCCCCAUUGGCAUCCUCUGGAGCAAGGACAAGCACAGUGUUGACCAAGCAGCUGAACCAAGGUACACAAUCCGUGAAGAAAUGCGUGGUGGCAGUGUUCACAGCAGUCUUAGCAUCAAGACAACUGAUCGCACUGACUCUGCUGUCUAUACCUGUGUGGCUACCAAUGCUUUUGGAAGUGCUGAUACUAACAUCAACCUCAUCAUUCAAGAACGCCCAGAACAACCCAGCAGCCUUAAGGUUCUUGACAAGAGUGGCCGAUCAGUGGAACUGUCUUGGACCUCUCCCUAUGAUGGAAACUCUCCUAUCACCCGAUACAUUGUGGAAUAUAAGCUUAGCAGGCGUAACUGGGAAAAUGAUGGUGAACGCAUGAUGGUGCCCGGAAACCAGAACAUGGCAGCUGUCUUGGAUCUCCGCCCAGCAACUACCUAUCACCUCCGUAUUGUUGCAAGGAAUGAGAUUGGUGAUUCUGACCCAUCAGACAUUGUGACCAUCAUCACUGCUGAGGAAGCACCAAGUGGUGCACCACGUGACCUCAAAGUUGAAGCUGUUGACCAGACCUCCCUCCGUGUGAAGUGGAAGCCACCUCUUAGGGAAGAAUGGAAUGGUGACAUCCAGGGCUACCAAGUAGGCUACCGUCUCGCAUCAUCUAAUACCUCUUACGUCUAUGAAACUGUGGAAUUCAGCAAGGAAGUGGGCAAAGAACAUCAACUGACUAUCAAGAAGCUGCAAGUGUACACUGAAUACGCUGUUGUGGUCUCCGCUUUCAACAAGAUUGGACAAGGACCCACAACUGAGGAAAUCCGCUCCUACACAGCUGAAGGAACCCCCCAACAACCCCCUCAUGAUGUCACCUGCACAACUCUGACUUCUCAGACCAUCCGUGUGUCUUGGGCCUCACCUCCACUUGAGACUGUACAGGGAGUGAUCAAGGGAUACAAAGUAAUCUAUGGACCAUCUGACAAGUGGUAUGAUGAAGAGAGAAAGGACACAAAAAUUACUAGUUCCACUGAGACACACCUCCAUGGACUUCAGAAGUACACUAAUUACAGUCUCCAGGUUUUGGCUUUCACAUCAGGUGGUGAAGGAGUACGAUCACAGCCUAUUCACUGUCAGACUGAUCAGGAUGUCCCUGAUGCCCCCACUUCUGUCAAGGCUCUGGUUAUGUCAGCUGACUCCAUCCUGGUAUCUUGGCUACCCCCAGACCGUCCUAAUGGUAUCAUUACUCAGUAUACUGUAUACUUCAAGGAAGAGGGAAAGAGUGACAGUGAGGCAGAGCAGGAGAAACUACUAUCAUCUCAACUGAAUUACGAAGCAAAUGGACUUAAACAGCGUGAUGAAUAUGUCUUUUGGGUAACAGCCUCUACAACCAUUGGAGAAGGAGAGAAGUCUGAAUCUGUCCAUCUGAAGCUCUCAAGCAAAGUCCCUGCCAAGAUUGCAUCCUUUGAUGAUGAGUAUGUUGCCACAUACAAGGAAGAUGUCAAGCUCCAUUGCCAGGCUGUAGGUCUCCCCACCCCUGAUAUAAGGUGGACAAUCCGUGGUGAACCAUUUACCCCCAAUGAUCGUAUGCGUCUUUUGACUGAGGGUUCUCUACUGAUUCGUGAAGUGUCUCGUGAUGAUGCUGGAGAGUAUACCUGCCAUGUUGAGAAUCCCUAUGGACAAGACACAGUCACACACACACUCCUCAUUCAAGCCCCACCUCACCCACCUGAGAUUCAACUCCAGUCAACCACCACCAAUAGCAUUGAGGUUAAGCUGAAACCUUCUGUGAUUGAUGACACCACUCCCAUUCAUGGUUACACUGUCUAUUAUAAGCCAGAAUUUAGUGCCUGGGAGAGUGUACAGGUUCCUGCUUCCACAAGGUCAUACAAUUUGGAAGGCUUGUGGUGUGGUUCUCGUUACCAGAUUUAUGCUUCGGCUUACAACAAGAUUGGCACUGGUGAAUCUUCUGAGAUCUUGAACACACGCACAAAGGGCAAGAAGCCUGAGAUUCCUGAAGUUCAUCGUUUUGUAGAAGUCUCCUCUGUCUCUAUCAAUCUCCACCUGAAAGCCUGGCAAGAUGGUGGUUGCCCCAUGAAUUACUUUGUGGUUGAAUACAAGCCAAGGCACCAGACUGAAUGGAUAAUGGCAGACAACCAAGUGAGCCCAACAGGAAACUAUGGUAUCAUGGAACUGACCCCUGCUACCUGGUAUAAUCUUCGUAUCUCUGCUCAUAAUAAUGCUGGAUCUUCAGUUGCUGAAUAUGAAGUUGCUACAUUGACUCUCACUGGAGGUACUAUUGCCCCGGCUCGUGAAGUACCCGCCUUCGGGGCUGGAGAUCUCCCGAUCUACCUCAACCUAAACCUCAUCGUUCCUGUGGUCUCUGCUGUAGUCGUCAUCGUUUUGGCCAUCGUUAUCAUCUGCUAUCUGAGAGGUCGCAAUACUCCAAUCAAAGGGACAAAGGAGAGGGAAUCAGAUCCAAGACUGAGCACAGUUAUGAAGGUAGAGAUUGGCAGUUUUACAUGCAUGCUCACUCUGACUCUCUUUCACUCUGGCACUCUCCGGCUCUCUGCUUCAAUCACUCUCAUCACUCAAAAACAGGUUUUCAUCACAACUGAAGGUAAGGCUCUCAACUCCACGCUGCCGCCAACUGUUUCGGACAGCCGAGUAACCUGGCUUCCUGAUUGGUGGCCGAAGUGGCUGGAUCUGAAUGUCCUGGUCCCAGUUAUUGCCACUAUCGUCGUCAUCAUUGUGGGCAUUGUUGUCAUCUGUGUUGCAGUAACUCGUCGCAAGAACGGCAUUGAGAACUUGAGACUGCGAGAGGAAGUGUACCAGCAGUACCAAUACAAUGCAAGCAUGCCCCCACCAUCCACAAUGGACAAACGCCACCCAGGAUUCCGGGAAGAACUUGGCUACAUUCCUCCACCCAACCGCAAGCUUCCACCUGUCCCUGGAUCCCAGUAUAACACCUGUGACCGCAUCAAGCGAGGUGGGGGGUCGGGUCGCGGCACACAUGCCACCUGGGACCCAAGACGACCCAUGUACGAGGAACUCUCCCUCCAUCCCCCCCCCGGACGACGUAUCCCCCUUGGAGGGCCCCCACAACCCCUUGGCUCUCAGGACACACUCAGAUCAGGUGGUGAUGACGAGAUCUGCCCUUAUGCUACCUUCCACCUUCUGGGCUUCCGUGAGGAAAUGGACCCCCAACAAGCUGGCAACAACUUCCAGACUUUCCCCCACCAGAAUGGCCAUGGCUCACAACAACACUUCGUCAACUCCCCUGCCUCAAGGAGCAUGCCACGUCAUGGGUCUGGAAACUACUACAGCUGCGUUUCUGGCGACUAUACUUGUGGCCAUACCCCGAACGAAGGCCACCAGCCUCGUCAUGGGUCCGGCAACUACUACUCGUGCGUGGCCGGAGAAUAUGGCCCUGGCGGUCCUCCAAGCAGCACCUACUACUCUACUGUCCCUGGCGACAUGACCGCUUCUCGCAUGAGCAACUCAACUUUCUCUCCGACCUACGAUGACCCUGCCCGCUCUGAUGAAGAGAGUGACCAAUAUGGUGGAUCUACUUACUCUGGUGGUGGACCCUAUGCUCGAGCCAUUGACUCUGUGUCACAGUCUGGCACUGCUAAACGCCUUAAUGGUGGUCACCCCCCUGGAGCUCCUGUGUCUGGGCCUCAACCCAGCAACCAUAGAUUUAUAUCUAACCGUGGAAGCACCUCUGGAAGCGCUGGACAAGGAUCCCCUGAGCCCCCCCCUCCUCCACCUCCCCGCAAUGGAGACCUCCCCCUUGAUUCCUCUGGCCUCGGUUCAUCUCUGAACGACUCAAACAACUCCACAGCAUCUAAUCAGUUCUCAGAGGCUGAGUGUGAUCAUGAUCUUGUGCAGCGUAAUUAUGGAGAGAGACAUUGUGCACAAACCAAACCAGUGAAGGCUACCAAGAGCAAGAGGAGAUGCGCAAGCUCCUGGACAAAAAUGAAGCAGCUGCCCACAUUCAAAAUGGAGGCCUAAGGAUGGGUUUGCGACGAGAUGAAUG